Molecule: messenger RNA, 923 nt
Organism: Peromyscus eremicus (cactus mouse)
Lineage: Eukaryota; Metazoa; Chordata; Mammalia; Rodentia; Cricetidae
Gene: Rps8
Product: ribosomal protein S8
Exons: 7
Coding region: 248-874 (208 amino acids)
Biological process (GO): maturation of SSU-rRNA from tricistronic rRNA transcript (SSU-rRNA, 5.8S rRNA, LSU-rRNA); translation
Cellular component (GO): cytosolic small ribosomal subunit; ribosome
Molecular function (GO): structural constituent of ribosome
Source: RefSeq, a predicted model, not a curated record
CUAUCUAAGAGCUUCUGGUUCCAAGAGUACCACACACCAAAAACAACCCAAAACAAAACACCCACUGGGUAGGAGGGAACCUAACUGACUCCCUCAAGCUGUCUUCUACUCCAGUCACGAGCCCUGCCCACCCACACACACCAGAGUCCCUUCCCGGAAACCGGAAGAGACGUAAAGAAGGCGGGGCAGCGUUUUAGAAACCGGACCGUGAAGCUUUGCGCUUCCUCUUUCCAGCCAGCGCCGAGCGAUGGGCAUCUCUCGAGACAACUGGCACAAGCGCCGCAAGACCGGGGGUAAGAGAAAGCCCUACCACAAGAAGCGGAAGUAUGAGCUGGGACGGCCUGCUGCCAACACGAAGAUUGGCCCUCGUCGUAUACACACAGUCCGAGUCCGAGGAGGCAAUAAGAAGUACCGUGCCCUAAGAUUGGAUGUGGGGAACUUUUCCUGGGGCUCUGAGUGUUGUACUCGGAAAACAAGGAUCAUUGAUGUUGUCUACAAUGCAUCCAAUAACGAGCUGGUCCGCACCAAGACCCUGGUGAAGAACUGCAUCGUGCUUAUCGACAGCACGCCAUACCGACAGUGGUAUGAGUCUCACUAUGCGCUGCCCCUGGGCCGCAAGAAGGGGGCCAAGCUGACUCCUGAAGAGGAAGAAAUAUUAAACAAAAAACGAUCAAAGAAAAUCCAAAAGAAAUACGAUGAAAGGAAAAAGAACGCCAAAAUCAGCAGUCUUCUGGAGGAGCAGUUCCAGCAGGGCAAGCUUCUUGCCUGUAUUGCCUCAAGACCAGGCCAGUGUGGCAGAGCAGAUGGCUACGUGCUAGAAGGCAAGGAGCUGGAGUUCUAUCUGAGGAAGAUCAAGGCCCGGAAAGGCAAAUAAAACAUCAUUCAUAGCUCAUGUAAUAAAGGUGUUUAUUGUUCUGUAUUUA